Messenger RNA from Parnassius mnemosyne (clouded apollo), 1167 nucleotides. The record is from the annotation of a GenBank genome assembly. NCBI's taxonomy places the organism in Eukaryota, Metazoa, Arthropoda, Insecta, Lepidoptera, Papilionidae.
AUGGAAGCAUUAGAAACUAGUAUAAAUUACUGGGAGGAUGCAUUGGCGGCAUUUUCGUUAGGAGCGCGUGGCGGUGUAUCGGGCACGCUCGCGCUCACCUCGCCUGAAGAAGCUGAGUUCUGCCGCGAGAUACAGGAGUUGCUGCAAGAUGCAUAUCUUUUGCAGGAGCGGUGCGAGCUGCUGUUCCUGGACCAGCGCUCGGUGCUGUUCCGGUCGGAGAGCGGCGGCGAGGCGGCGGCGGGCGCGCGCUCGCGCCUGCUGUCGCACGCGCACUCGUCCGACCACACGCGCCGCGAACACCACUCCAGCGCCGAGUCCUUCGCCUCCGCCGAGGAUCAGGUCGCCGAUUUACGAGAAUUAGAUGACUUCGCAGAAAUAUCCACAGAAAUAGACAACUUGGAAUUGUACCAGAUGGCAGUCAAACAACUGGAAGUUGGAAUUCCGUACAGGACGCUGCGCACGAGCGUGGUGCAGUGCGCGUCGGACUCGGAGUUCGUGUGCAAGCUGCACUGCCUGCGCUUGGGAUUCGCGCGCGUGUUCCGCGACGCCGCCAACUGGGCCUGGUUUGUGGACGCUGGCCGCCAGGUGCUCACCGACCUGCUGCUCUUCGCGGACAAGGAACCAAAGGAAUUUCUUGUUGCAUACGAAGAAAUGGUUUCGUGGGCCACAGACGCCGCUAAUUGGACUACAAUAGAAAAAGAGCUUUCCAGUAAAGGUGUUAAGGUGCUGUCGUGCUACGACGUGGUGCUGGACUUCAUCCUGCUGGACGCGUUCGAGGACCUGGCGGCGCCGCCCUCCUCCGUGCUGGCCGUCGUGCGCAACCGCUGGCUCUCCGAUGGCUUCAAAGAGAGCGCGCUAACAACGGCCGUGUGGUCAGUUAUAAAGGCGAAGCGCCGCUACCUGCAGUACCCGGACGGCUUCAUGGCGCAUUUCUAUUCGAUCUCCGAGCAUUUGCUGCCAGUGCUAGUGUGGGGCUUUUUGGGUCCCCGGGAGCGUCUCCGCGACGUUUGUAAUGCCUUCCAGAACGAAGUCGUCGGCUUCAUCACGGAUCUGUUCAGUUUCCAGAAGUGUCGCUACACCAAUGUCGAAGACUUAGCCGAGGACAUCAUGCAGCACGCCAGGUCUAGAGCCGCGAAUAUCACGGAUAAGUUGUCCGAGAGGAACUAA